AUGGCACCUCCUUCAUCCAUGAUGCAACCACAAAUCAUCCUUUUAAAAGAAGGCACUGAUACAUCUCAAGGCAAAGGCCAACUUCUCUCCAACAUCAACGCCUGUGCUGCCGUUGUGGACACUGUCAGAACUACAUUGGGCCCCAGAGGUAUGGAUAAGCUCAUGGUCGACAGCAGAGGCCAAGUGACCAUCUCCAACGAUGGUGCCACCAUCAUGAAAUUACUGGACAUCGUUCAUCCCGCCGCAAAGACCUUGGUUGAUAUUGCUCGCUCUCAAGAUGCUGAGGUUGGCGAUGGUACUACUAGCGUUGUUUUGCUUGCUGGUGAAUUAUUAAAGGAGAUCAAGGGUUAUAUCGAAGAAGGUGUCAGCCCUCACGUCAUCAUCAAAGGCUACAGAGCUGCUGCCCGUUUGGCCAUUAACAAGGUAAAGGAGUUGGCUGUCAAGAUUGACAAGAACAAUGAAGCUGAAUUCCGUGAUUUACUCUCCAAAUGUGCUUCCACCGCCAUGAACUCCAAAUUGAUCUAUUCCCAAAAAGACUUUUUCACAAAGAUGGUUGUUGAUGCUGUCAUGUCUUUGGACCAAGAAGCCUUGAACGAGCGUUUGAUCGGUAUCAAGCGUGUUCCUGGUGGCGCUAUGCAAGAUUCCGUGCUUGUCAAGGGUGUCGCUUUCAAAAAGACCUUUGCCUACGCUGGUUUCGAACAACAACCCAAAUCAUUCAAGAACCCCAAGGUGCUCUGUCUCAAUGUCGAACUUGAAUUGAAGGCUGAAAAGGACAAUGCUGAAGUCCGUGUGGAGGAAGUGUCUGAAUACCAAGCCAUUGUUGAUGCUGAAUGGCAAAUCAUUUUCCAAAAGUUGGAAGCCAUCGUCGCCAGUGGUGCCAAGGUUGUCUUGUCCAAGUUGCCUAUUGGUGAUUUGGCCACUCAAUACUUUGCUGACCGUGAUAUUUUCUGUGCUGGCCGUGUUGCUAAGGACGAUAUGGAUCGUGUUGUUCAAGCAGUGGGUGGUUCUGUCCAAUCCACCUGUUCUGAUCUGCGCUCUGAGCAUUUGGGUGAAUGUGAGUCAUUCGAGGAGAGACAAGUGGGUGGAGAGCGUUUCAACAUCUUUGAAGGCUGUCCUCAGGCAAAGACCUGUACUCUUAUCCUUCGUGGUGGUGCUGAGCAAUUCAUUGCCGAGGUGGAGCGCUCUCUUCACGAUGCCAUCAUGAUUGUCAGACGUGCUAUCAAAAACAACUUGGUUGUUGCUGGUGGCGGUGCUACCGAAAUGGAACUCUCUAAAUACCUUCGUGUUCAUUCUCGCACGAUUGAAGGCAAGCAGCAACUCAUUAUUGGCGCUUACGCAAAGGCAUUUGAAGUCAUUCCCAGACAGUUGUGCGAUAAUGCUGGUUUCGAUGCUACUGACAUUUUGAACAAGUUGAGAAUGAAGCACGCACAAGGCGGUCUUUGGUACGGUGUUGAUAUCAAUAAUGAAACUAUUGCAGAUAAUUAUGAAGCAUUCGUUUGGGAGCCUGCACUUGUCAAGACCAAUGCCAUUGCUGCUGCUACUGAAGCUGCUUGCUUGAUCUUGUCUGUCGACGAAACUGUAAAGAACGCUCAAAGCGAAAAGCCUCAAGCAGGCCCAAUGCCCGGUGGUGGACGUGGCCGUGGUAUGCCCAGACGAUAA
This is a messenger RNA of Mucor velutinosus, 1659 nucleotides long. RefSeq lists its product as uncharacterized. Gene Ontology annotation, biological process: protein folding. The transcript is spliced from 4 exons. The record is from RefSeq and is a predicted model, not a curated record. Bases 1 to 1659 code for a protein of 552 amino acids. Gene Ontology annotation, molecular function: ATP hydrolysis activity; ATP binding; ATP-dependent protein folding chaperone. NCBI's taxonomy places the organism in Eukaryota, Fungi, Mucoromycota, Mucoromycetes, Mucorales, Mucoraceae. Gene Ontology annotation, cellular component: chaperonin-containing T-complex.